GCGGUAUUAUGACGUCAAACGCCGGGCGGUUUGCGCCUCAUGAAGUCAACAAAACGCCCACCAUCAGCCCGAGGAAAUAACUUCCACCGAGAAUGAGUGCCGCUACCUUCCGUGACUGCAAGGCGUGGAUAUCAGAGGGUCUGUCGCUGUCCACCAGCAGUAAUGAAGCCUGUAAACUAUAUGAUGCUAUACUUUCACAGUAUGUGACCUGGCGCAAUGAUGAAACAGUCGGAGGAAUUGAAGGUUGUAUUGCAGCUGUCAAAGCUGCAGAUCCUGACUUUGUGAUGGGUCAUGUGAUCUCUACUGGACUGGAAUUGGUGGGCACAGGAAGUUCCGUCCUGCGGGAUGAGAGACUGGCCAACGCUGUGAAGAUGACCCUCGAGCUGGCAAAAUCUCAAGAGCUCACACCCAGAGAGAGGAACCACGUGAAGGCCGUGGAGCUCUUCUCUAGAGGAGCCUUGCAUAAGGCCUGUGAGGUUUGGGAGGAUAUUCUAGUGGAUCACCCCACAGACAUGUUGGCACUUAAAUUUGCCCAUGAUGGAUUCUUCUACCUGGGUGAACAGAUUCAGAUGAGGGACUCGGUGGCCAGAGUGCUACCCCACUGGAAGCCACAUAUGCCGUUUUACAGUUAUCUUAAAGGGUUGUAUUCCUUCGGGCUGCUUGAGACCAAAUUUUAUGACGAAGCUUUAAAAGUGGCAAAAGAGGCUCUGGCUUUGACCCCUCAGGAUGGCUGGAGUGUUCAUUCUGUGGCUCACGUCCAUGAGAUGAAGGCAGAGGUGGACAAGGGGCUAAAGUUCAUGGCUUCUACCGAGAAAGACUGGAUGGUGUGUGACAUGUUGGCGUGUCAUAAUUACUGGCACUGGGCACUUUAUCACAUUGAGAAGGGGGAGUAUGAAGCAGCUUUAAAGAUUUUUGAUGAGCAGGUUUCUCAGCGCGGUGUGAAAUCUGGAGCCAUGCUGGACACCGUGGAUGCUUGUUCUCUGCUCUACAGACUAGAGCUGGAGGGUGUGAGCACGAAAGACCGCUACCGAGAGUUGCUCCAGGUCACCGAGCCUCAUACAGAAGACCACACGUUGCUUUUCAAUGAUCUGCACUUCCUCAUGGUUUCCCUGGGCAGCAAGGACACGAGCAUCACUCAACGCCUGCUGGAGAGUCUGCAGGAACUAGCUAAAGAGCCAGCAGAUAACCAUCAGCUCCAUAUCGCCCAGCGUGUGGGUCUGCCCAUGUGUCAGGCUCUACAGGAGUUUGACCAAGGGAACUACAGCCAGGUUGUCCAGUUGCUCAAACCCAUCAGAUACCGUUUUGUGGAGAUAGGGGGCAGUGACGCACAGAGGGAUAUUUUUAAUCAACUCCUCAUUCAUGCUGCCAUGAAGUCAGGAGACAAACACCAUCAAAGAUUUGCGAGAUGCAUGCUGAUUGAGAGAGACGCAGUGCGGCCAAACUCGCCGCUUACAGACCGUCUGAUCCAGAGAGCUCACGCCUUACACGUUUAAAUACAGAGCCCCUAUUCCUUAGUUAUUUAACAACGCCUGCUUUCUAUCUUUUCAAUUACAGGCCCCUUUCUUAACCAAUUUAACUGCUGACUUGAGAUCAGAGAGACGGUCCCUGAAUACAGCCGGAGAUUUUGCACAGAUAUAAAUCUUUGCAAUACGUUCCCUUCAGCAGCAAAUGGCUUCUGUUAGUUGAGACACUACUUCCAAGACUUAAAUGAAAUGUGCAAGAGAUGCUUUGUAUGGAUAUUUUGCACUACACAUUAUCACAGAAAAGCACAUCCAGUUUUUACAUAUUCUCUCGACUCGCAACAAAUGAACAUGAUUAUUCAACGCUGUGUGCAUUAAAAAUGAGCUAAUAAAUAUGCCUCCAGACUUCUGAA
Molecule: messenger RNA, 1873 nt
Organism: Triplophysa dalaica
Lineage: Eukaryota; Metazoa; Chordata; Actinopteri; Cypriniformes; Nemacheilidae
Gene: ttc38
Product: tetratricopeptide repeat domain 38
Exons: 14
Coding region: 93-1493 (466 amino acids)
Molecular function (GO): protein binding
Source: RefSeq, a predicted model, not a curated record